Molecule: messenger RNA, 2010 nt
Organism: Malassezia japonica
Lineage: Eukaryota; Fungi; Basidiomycota; Malasseziomycetes; Malasseziales; Malasseziaceae
Product: D-arabinose 1-dehydrogenase (NAD(+))
Exons: 4
Coding region: 1-2010 (669 amino acids)
Biological process (GO): dehydro-D-arabinono-1,4-lactone biosynthetic process
Cellular component (GO): cytosol
Molecular function (GO): D-arabinose 1-dehydrogenase [NAD(P)+] activity
Source: RefSeq, a predicted model, not a curated record
AUGCCGAUUCCACCCAAGGAGUAUCCGCCGCUCGAAUCGGUCGGCGCGCUCGAGCCGCUGGAGAAUUUGCCGGACGCAAAGCCGAGAGGAGGGAAGGCGCCAUGGUCGAUUACCACCGAUCUCACCGAUCUGCGCACGCAGGCGUCGCCGCUGUGGUUCGGCGGCGGCGUCUUUGGCCAGGGCAUGUACAACGAUGACGCGCUGGUCAAGAGCAACUCGGCGGUGCGCGCGCUCCGCCUCGCGUUCCGCUACGGGAUCAACACGCUGGACACGUCGCCGUACUACUACCCGUCCGAGCUCGUGCUCGGCCGCGCGCUCCGCAUGCUGGCGCCGGAAUACCCCCGCUCAUCCUACUUUUUAAUUACCAAGUGCGGGCGCUACGGCCCGGCGCGCAGCCAGUUUGACUACUCGGCGGAAACGGUGACCAAGUCUGUGCACGGCAGUCUCGAGCGCCUCGGCACGACGUACGUCGACGCUGCGCUGCUCCACGACGCCGAGUUCGUCUCGGAUCAGCCGCGCAUCGCACUGCUGCCAGAGGGCACGGCACUCGCCGCGCAGGCCGUCGGCGCGCCGUGCAAGGCCAAGGACGAGCGCACAAAGGACGAGGCACUCGAAGCGCUCGGGCUCGCGCCGCACGACGGCGGACGCAUCCGCGGCGACGGCGACCGGCGCAUCCUCGAGGGGGUCCGUGCAUUGUUUGCGCUCAAGGACCAGGGCAAGGUGCGCAACGUCGGCAUCAGCGGAUACCCGCUCGGCGAGCUGCUACGCAUCUCGCGCCUCGUCGCAUGCAACGAGCCGUACCGCCCUCUGGACGUAAUUCUGAACUACAGCAACCAUACCCUGCAUGCCGACCUGCUUCCGCUCUGGCGCCCUCUGUUCGAGGCUUGCCCAUGGACUGCGGCGCCCGACGGAGCCAAGUGGCAGGCACCGAUGCUCGUCAAUGCGUCGCCGUUUUCAAUGGGCCUCUUUUCGGACCGCGGGCCCCCGGGAUGGCACCCUGCGUCGGACAAGCUGCUGGAGGCCGUGCGCCUCGCGCAUUCGCGCGCGCAGCACGCGGCCGGCGUCACGGACGUCGCGCCGGUCACGCCCGAUAAUGUGCUCGGCUUUACCGCGCUGCUGAAUGGCCUCCGGGGGGCGGCCGGCGAGCCGCGCCUCCCAACGCUCCUCGGCAUGAGCACGGUGGAAGAAGUGCACAUGGCAAUCGAGGCCUACCGUGCGCUUGCCGCCGGGCUCGGCCGCGACGCGCACCUCCUCGCAAAAGAAACGCUCGAGACGUACGAGACACUCUACCACCAGCUCGCCUCGUUCGAGGGCAUGGUGCACCAGACGCUCCAAGGCGCCGGCGUGCAGAACCUCUGCUGGCCCGGGAGCGUAGCGAGUGUCAAGGUGCCGCUGAUGGCCGCGCGCCUGCUCGAGUACGAAAAUGUGCACGUCCACAUUGUCGCUUCGCGCGAUGCGCUCCACUUUGUGGACGUCGCGGAGAUUGCGCGCCUCGGCCCCGACGGCGCGUCGUAUACCGUGCACGAUCUGGCGGCGUCGAACAAGGCCGCGGAGCGCAUCGCAGCGGGCGAAGAUGUCACGCAGCCGCCGGCGCCCCGGCUGCGGCUCUGGACGGACGCCGAGGAGUGGGGCGCGUGGAAGGCGCUCGGCGAUCCCGUGCUGCACAUUGAGUUGCGGCGGUGGGCCGAUAUUGUCCUCAUUGCGCCGUGCAGCGCCAAUACGCUUGCCAAGCUUGCGCACGGACUGUGCGACAAUAUCGUGACGUCGUUCCUGCGCGCCUUGUCUCCCAGUACGCCGACGCUGCUCUUUCCCGCGAUGAACACGCUCAUGUACAUGCAUCCCCAUACCGAGAAGCAGCUCGCGAUUGCGCGCGACGAGCUCAACUACGAGGUAUACGGCCCGAUCGAGAAGCGGCUUGCGUGUGGCGAUCUCGGCACUGGGGCCAUGUUUGAGUGGGCGGACAUUGUGGCGCUUGUUGUGGAGCGUUUCGAGCUGCGUGCGUCCUCAUAG